AAGUUUUAGUCAAAACUCUUUCUCACGAUCUUUCAAAUAUCUAGAAUGCUCAAUACUUAAACGGAUUAGAUCGUUUGAUCUAAAAUAUAUACUUUUCUUCGAGACAACUGAAUUAAUAUUUUAGAUCUAAUAUGUAACUUACUCUAAAACGUUGUAAUUCCCCCAUUUUUUUCUUUCAAUUAAAAGUGGAUUGGCUGUCAACAUAAGUUGUUUAGGGUUUGUCAUAUGGAUUAACGACAAAAUUUGGUAGUUAACGAUGAAUGAUUAAACUGGAUUCCAUUUCCCAAUCCGCCCGUGAACAUGAUUGACUCCAUAAUUGCCUAGUCUUUCUUGUUCCCAUUCCUUCAAGUGGAACAACCAUAAAAUGAUCAUUAUCUCGUUAUUAGGCAUUUUAGCCCAUCAUCAUCAUCAUCAUCAUCUACAUUUCUAAUUAGUCGUUUCCCCUGUUUUUGUCUGCCUCUGUUUUUGCUCGCUUCAUUUUGGUAUCAGCUCACCAUCAAACCUUCUAUGGACCCCAAGGAAAAGAACAAUUGAUGUUAGAUCAAAUCAGAUUACUCAAAUCGUCACUCUCAAUCGAAUCUUACGCUAAUUCAGUAUGAUCCCCCACCACGGCAAACAUAUUCCCCUCCUCUAGUCGCGAGAAUAAGAAGAGACAGAAGGGGGGUUUUAUCCUCAAAGAUUUGGGCUUUUCACGGGAGCUUGAUUUUGAUUCUCCUCUUCUCAUACAACCCAUCAGCUUUCUUUUCCACCAACCAACAUAGCUGCAUGAUAUGCUAGAAGACUAGAAAAGGCUAUCUCUCUGUUCUCUAUGGUCGACAUAAUCCUCCACUCAGAGUAGAUAGCCAGAGUGUUCAUUUUCUUCUUCUUCUUGGGUCUCAUUAUACAUUCCCCAAUCUUUCCUUUGUCCUCUGCUGCCAAAGACCAAUCAAUCAAUGUACAUUACCCAUAUCCAAAACAAAGACACAAUGCAAAUCCUUGCACAUUCUCGUCUCCAUUCCGUCUCCAUUUCGCUCCUCUGCAUUUCCCUUCUCAUCAUUCCCUCGUCGGCCAAUAAUCCCACCCCCGCUCGCCGGCCGCCGCGCCAGCUCUCCGUCAAUUACUACGCCAAGUCGUGUCCAAACCUUGACCAGCUCGUCGCCUCCGUCACUUCACAGCAGUUCAAGGAGUCCCCUGUCUCCGGCCCCGCCACCAUCCGCCUCUUCUUCCAUGACUGCUUCGUCGAGGGUUGCGAUGCUUCGAUACUGAUAUCCACAAAGCCCGGAAGCAGAGAAUUGACAGAGAAGGAAGCAGAGGAUAACAAGGACUUGAGGGCAGAGGGAUUCGACACCGUUCACAAGGCCAAGGCCCUCGUCGAAAGCAAAUGCCCCGGCGCCGUCUCUUGCUCCGACAUUCUUGCCAUUGCCGCCAGAGACUUCGUCCAUUUAGCAGGUGGGCCGUACUACCAAGUGAGGAAGGGAAGAUGGGACGGAAAAUUUUCGAAAUCAACAACGGUGACAAACAACAUCCCACGCGCGAAUUCCACCGUCGACGAGCUUCUCAACCUCUUCGCCUCCAAAGGGCUGUCGCUGCAAGACAUGGUGGUCCUCUCAGGUGCCCACACAAUUGGGUUCGCCCACUGCAAGCAAUUCGUCGGCCGGCUGUACAACUACAAGGGGACGAAGAGACCCGACCCGGAAAUGGACCCGAGGCUGCUGAAGGCGCUGCGGAUGUCGUGCCCGCAAUUCGGCGGCGGAGCCGGCGUGGUGGCGCCGUUCGACGUUACGACGCCGUUUUUGUUCGACCAUGCUUAUUACGGAAACCUGGAAGGGAAAUUGGGGUUGCUGGCUUCGGACCAGGGUUUGGCUCUGGACCCGCGGACCGGACCGGUGGUUCGGUUGCUGGGGAAGGAUAAGGAGAGGUUCUUUGAGUGGUUCGCGGUGGCGAUGGAGAAGAUGGGUUCGGUUGGAGUCAAGAGAGGGAGGAGACAUGGGGAGCGGAGGAGAGAUUGCACCGUACACGUGUCUUGAAUUUUUUUACAUUUUUUUGUUUUGUUUUUGUGGAGGGUUAUUUUUGAAAGAGAGUGGACGGGCUUUGUUGUAGAGAUGUGGGCAGUUCGGGGCCCAACUUCCUAUAAUGUUAUUGGGCUCCCGUGUAUAGCAAAUUACUGCUUCGCCGAGCCCAAUAUUAAAUUUCUUCUCCAUGGCUCAUUACCGGCCCGCUGCAAUCCAGUUUCCGCAAGGAAAAAGGAAAGAAGAACAAAACAAGGAUUCUUGU
Messenger RNA from Linum trigynum, 2253 nucleotides. The record is from the annotation of a GenBank genome assembly. NCBI's taxonomy places the organism in Eukaryota, Viridiplantae, Streptophyta, Magnoliopsida, Malpighiales, Linaceae.